AUUUUACGUAAUCUUCACGAGGUUCACGAGCGAGACGUAAAGUCGAACGCUGAUUGGCCGCGGCGACGACGUGCGGGGUGCAGGGCGCCGGGUGACGUCGCACGACGCAUGUUCCGUGCUAUCGAAUCCGAGUGACAGGUGGUGCGGCUCAGCUCGGCUCAGCUCGGCUCUCAAUCCCGUGCGGUGCACACACUUGAUACGUGAUCGCCGCCGUGAACGUUUGACAUUAAAGCGCCGAAAAGCGUGGCGCACCGCUGCACCUGUCCUUUGAAGGGAGAUCAAACGAAAGAGGAGAAUACUCUACGGUCCUGUCACGUCGCGCACGUCGCGAGGACGCGAGUUGCGUUGUUACUCCGAAAGCGAUACCCGGGACACCCGUCGUCAAUCAUCCGUCCAAAUUGUGUGAAUCGCGGUGACAUGCACGCACGAUCACCCGUGCGUCGCUGCUCGUAGGUGCUCCACCCCUCCCCCGUGUUUAGUUCCUACGAUGUGUACCACGUAUCCGCGCGACUCACCCGGGAGAUUCAGCUGCAGAAGAGUGUAUUCGAGAUUACUCUACGGCAGGCCAGGCAUAAAACCGCCUAAGGGAUUUUCGUUUCUCAUUCGGUGUUGGGACAAGGUUGGCGGAUCUAUAUGGGGCAAUGCGUGUCUCGUAAGGCGGGCGCCGUCGUCGCAGCAUCCGGUCAUCACAAUUCACCCUCGUACCGUAUCAUGGACAAGGCCCAGAAACAGGGCUCUUCGAAGCGCGGCACGUCGCACACACGCGGCACCGCGAUGUCCUUCGGCUUCAGGCGACGGCCCACCAGCGGGAUUCCUAUGCCGAUAACGAACUAUGUCGCCGGUACCACCAACGAGAAGAGCCUGCUGCACCCACGAUCAAAGUCGGCCGGCCCGGAGCAGGAUCGCAGGCGGAUGAUGGACGAUGAUAACAGCAAUAUGAUUCACAAUUCGUCAUCCGGCCGGUCGACACCGCGGUUGGCACCGCCAAAGAAGGAUUCGAGUGGUAUCGGCGUCAGGACAAAUCGCUUUGGCUAUCGGCAGCCGCAAGCGAGAUUCACGAACAAGGUUGGCGACAUCUGCAACAGCCACAGCAUCAGUCACUACAAUCAGGAGAAGCUGCAGCAAUAUUCGCAGCAACAGCAGCAGCAGCAACAGCAGCAGCAGCAGCAGCAGCAACAAGAGAACUACUUUGUCAAACAGCAACAACCAAACAGGGUCGUUGCGCACGUGCCACAGCAUUUGUGCGGCACGACGGUACCAGCAAAAUCUCGCCCACCGCAAUCGAAUAACAUGGCUUACGGCGGCAAUUCGAUGGUGCAACACACAGACGCGAACAAACGAGUUUCAGGCAUUCCAGAACCCAUCAGUAGGUACACGCUGCACACCAGUCAUCUGCCGCUACCUCAAUAUGCCGUACGAGUAAACGACUCGAAUUCGAAGAUCGCUAAGACUGCAGCAAAUCAAAGCAGAAAGAUAUCCACGUCGAAGGGCUCGUCCAGUUCGAAGGAAGGUUCGGUGACUGAAGAUUCGGGUGUCAGCAGCCAACCGAUCGGUUCGGAAGACAACGAUAGAAUCAGAUCGAUGGAUUACAUGGAUGAUGCUUCUCUGAGGAGACGCGGCGUCGGCAGACCGAGAAACCUGCGCAUGGUGGUGUCCGGCAAAAGCUUUGACGUGAGAGAUGUCCGUGACGAUGACAGCACUGUCACGGAGAUCUCGGUGAUCCCGUUGCCUAAAUCUUUCGCAACCGCUGCGGUGAAUCUAAAUACUGGCUUUGUGCGAGAGCGGGCUACGCAAUAUCAGCGAAUCGUUAACAAGGACAAUAGAUACACCGACUCGACUGCGUCAAUGUCCACCACGUCCUCGGAGGGCUACGACGAGGGAUGUCUGAGUGAGGAGAAGGUCUACAAAGAUCGAUCGCGCACAGAAAAGGUCCCGUCCAUCAAAUCGGACUUUAGCCCUCCCAGUUCGGACGAUCCCGAAUAUGGACACGGUGAAGCCAUGGCAGACGAGUACUCGUUAAGCUCCAGCGACGAAUAUCAGCGUACCAACUCUAUUAUUGCUCAGCACGCGCAAGCAAUCACCGCUGCCACGAAAAGCGGCGCAACAUCGAAGAACGUUCUACGCUCGGUGUUGCUCACCAUCGAGGAUCCCGCAUUCGCCGCCGCCGCUGCUACCACAACCACUUUAAUAGACGACGAGACUUCACCAGUUGACAGCCUGUUUGACAGUCCUACCGCCAGUAUCACGCAGUCAGAUGGAAAGCCCUCGAAGAGAGAUGAGGAACACGCGCACGAGCGUUCGGACAACACUCUCGAGGACGACGGUCCGGGCACGCCGACGAACGCCUCCAACUCGCUCAGCUUGUCCGAGGGUAGAGAGUUCUUCGACGAUGAAAUCGCGGAUCAACCCGGAUUGAUCUUUGAUGACAACAACCCGAGAGCGAGAAUCGAAACGCAAUCCGCUAUGGGCGGUCAAGUAAUCACCGAGAAUAGCCAUACUCUGGUUGAGACAAGUUCUAAGAAUGGCGUGCAUAUCAAAGGCGUAAUGAAUAGUCCUCAUCACGGGCAACGUUUGCAUCGUGCAGGCAGCGUAGACACUUUAUCGCCCUGCGAAUCCAUCGCGUCGGAUGAUUUAAUGUUAGAUUACGAUGGCAGCGACGCAAGCUCUUACGAGGAACAACAGCGAUUAAAUUCCAAUCCUGCAUUGCACGAGCUGGAUGACGCAACUAUAAUUUCCGAGCUGGAAGCUCAGGGCGAAGAAGUGAUGAGGCAAUGGAGUUCGUUGCUGAACACUGCGCAUAUGGAGGAGGUGAAUUCCAAUUCCGCCAACAACAAUUCCAUCAACAGCGGUAACAUUAACAAUCAGGCCGCUACCGAAUCCGGAAUCGGAAGUGACAGGAUGUCAAGGCUAUUACGCAGUAGAUCGGGAACGGAAUCGCCUCGUUCGUUAGACAACAUGCGCAAUCGUCAAGUUUCUAGUCCUAUGAGAACGUCGGGAAGUGUAUCAUCCUCGUGCGUCGAUUCCGGUGACGAGGCCAGCCUCAGGAUAGACCGCGGCACGUAUCAGUACAUGUUCCAGGACAUCGUCUCCAUAAAGACGAUGCUCCUGAAGCUCAAACGAGUUCUUCAGGAGUCAGGAGAGAACGAUUUGACGAGGACAGAAACUCUCAACCCAUUCGAUAAUCCGAAGAAUGGCCUCUUCUGUAACCUGAACGAGGGUGGAAGUAACAUGACUGACGUGAGUACAUCACCGGGAAGUGGUGGUAGUAGUAUUGCGGACGAACUGGCGGAUCUGAGAAGGCAGGUGGUGUUCCUUCAGGGUCAGGUGGAGGACCGAGAUCGCACGAUACAAGUGCAGGAUCGUACCAUCGAGCUACUUGAGGUAAAUAACGAGCUCCAGAUGUCGAAGCUUCAAGAACCUAAGAAUGGCGAUAUUCAAAGCUGUAUUUUGCCGACACGCAACAUCAACGUCUCCUCUGGAGAUACUUGUAACGCCGCUACUCAAACAGAAAAGACACGUCCAGUAUCGGCGGGACCCUCGCUCCUACAAUCACUCCCACAGGAUGGUGUCAUGGGGCCUCUCGUUAGUUGGAGUGACUCGUUGGACCGUCAGCGACCAUCACUGCUCUCCGAGCUUAAUUCCGCCGGGAGCCAUCGCAAGCCAAUCGAACGUUUACCUCAUACGCUAAGACUCCGUCAGGAACAGACUCCGACACGUCGCAUCAACGUGCAUGCGAGAAGACACUCGUCGGAAUGCGUGUCCGGCUCGCCCACUAAGCCGAAGAAUUGCAUAAAAUCGCCAUGCGAUUUGAACGACGCAGAACAACGUGACGCUAAGAUAGAAGGAAAUACCGUCAAGUCUCUCAUUCCGACACCUAGAAAACUACGGCUUUAACGGCACCGGUUAUAUCGAUCUUCUUUACGUAUAGCAACGUUUCUUUUCGUUCCAGACGUCCGUAUCCUCGAAGUACAGAAAAUCUUUGAAAGGCAUAUUGAUCUCCUUACGGACAAAUCAUUCAUACGAAAUGUUUAUUUGAUUUUUCAUUCAGUAAACCUAAACGCCUAAAUUGAGA
Trachymyrmex septentrionalis is the source of this 4072-nucleotide messenger RNA. Its product is annotated as putative mediator of RNA polymerase II transcription subunit 26. The transcript has 15 exons. Bases 634 to 3894 code for a protein of 1086 amino acids. NCBI's taxonomy places the organism in Eukaryota, Metazoa, Arthropoda, Insecta, Hymenoptera, Formicidae. The record is from RefSeq and is a predicted model, not a curated record.